UUCCCCAACAUAUAUCCCCAAAUUUUCGAGGCGGAAGCCAAAUCGUACUUGUCGAAACCCUAGAGCCCACCUCGCCGCCGGCGAUGUCCGCCUGACGGGCCCGCCGCCGCCCCCACCCAGCCUCUCAAGCAGCCGCCCUUCCCCCAGCCCCCCUGAUCCGUCGCCCCGCCCGCGGGAUCCGAAUCGGUGCCGGCAGCCAUGUCCAAGGCCAGGGUCUACUCCGACGUCAACGUGGUGCGCCCCAAGGAGUACUGGGACUACGAGGCCCUCGCCGUGCAGUGGGGUGAGCAGGAUGACUAUGAAGUUGUCCGGAAAGUUGGGAGAGGCAAAUACAGUGAAGUCUUUGAGGGCAUCAAUGUUAACAACAAUGAAAAAUGUGUUAUUAAGAUACUGAAGCCUGUGAAGAAAAAGAAGAUCAAAAGAGAGAUCAAAAUACUUCAGAAUCUCUGUGGUGGUCCAAAUAUCGUGAAGCUGCUUGAUAUUGUUCGAGACCAGCAUUCAAAGACACCAAGCUUGAUCUUUGAAUAUAUAAACAAUACAGAUUUCAAAGUGCUGUACCCGACAUUGACAGAUUAUGACAUUCGCUAUUAUAUCUAUGAACUACUUAAGGCUUUGGACUACUGCCAUUCACAAGGCAUUAUGCACCGAGAUGUGAAGCCUCACAAUGUUAUGAUAGAUCAUGAGCUUCGGAAACUCCGGUUAAUAGACUGGGGCCUUGCUGAAUUCUACCAUCCUGGCAAAGAAUAUAAUGUCCGUGUUGCAUCAAGGUACUUCAAGGGACCUGAGCUUCUCGUCGACUUACAAGAUUACGACUACUCUUUGGACAUGUGGAGCCUUGGCUGCAUGUUUGCUGGAAUGAUAUUCCGCAAGGAACCAUUUUUCUAUGGCCAUGACAACCAUGAUCAACUUGUUAAGAUUGCCAAGGUACUUGGAACAGAUGGGCUGAAUACUUAUUUGAACAAAUACCGAAUUGAGCUUGACCCUCAGCUUGAAGCCCUUGUUGGAAGGCACAGCAGGAAACCUUGGUCAAAGUUUAUUAAUGCAGACAACCAACACCUAGUAUCCCCUGAGGCCAUAGAUUUCCUUGAUAAGCUCCUGCGCUAUGAUCACCAGGAUAGGCUCACUGCUCGUGAAGCUAUGGCACAUCCAUACUUCCUACAGGUGAGGGCUGCGGAAAACAGCAGGACGCGCGCGCAGUAGGUAAUAGCAGACUGCUGCUAACUAUCAACGAGCAGCGCUCAACGAAGCCGCACCCUGUCAGCGGCUUCGUCAUGUAUUGUGACUCGAUAGUGGUUGGGUCAGUUGGGAGAGUCAAUUCUGGGAGAUCUUUGUUGCGUCUGCCUAUCUGCAUGGGGGAAGAACUGUGAUUUAAUCCUGUUGUUUGUGUAUGAAUGAAACCCGGUUGAUUGCAUGUUUGCAACAGAUUAUUCAUGUAAUCGUGUUUGGAUCUGUAUGACUGCUUGUAAAGGAUAUCUUUGAUUAAUUGGUUUGGAUUCAAAUUUCGUGCAGCCA
Molecule: messenger RNA, 1512 nt
Organism: Brachypodium distachyon (stiff brome)
Lineage: Eukaryota; Viridiplantae; Streptophyta; Magnoliopsida; Poales; Poaceae
Product: casein kinase II subunit alpha-2
Exons: 10
Coding region: 199-1200 (333 amino acids)
Biological process (GO): protein phosphorylation
Cellular component (GO): cytosol; protein kinase CK2 complex; nucleus
Molecular function (GO): protein serine/threonine kinase activity; ATP binding
Source: RefSeq, a predicted model, not a curated record